Messenger RNA from Laetiporus sulphureus 93-53, 950 nucleotides. RefSeq names its product thioredoxin-like protein. Lineage: Eukaryota; Fungi; Basidiomycota; Agaricomycetes; Polyporales; Laetiporaceae. Gene Ontology annotation, cellular component: cytosol. The transcript is spliced from 7 exons. The record is from RefSeq and is a predicted model, not a curated record. Gene Ontology annotation, molecular function: thioredoxin peroxidase activity. Bases 1 to 612 code for a protein of 203 amino acids. Gene Ontology annotation, biological process: hydrogen peroxide catabolic process; response to oxidative stress; cell redox homeostasis.
AUGGUUGCCACUGUUCAGAAGCCUGCCCCCGCUUUCAAGGCCACAGCCGUCGUCGACGGUCUCUUCCAAGACAUCUCCCUGUCUGACUAUCUCGGUCAAUGGGUGGUUCUCUUCUUCUACCCUCUUGACUUCACCUUCGUGUGCCCCACGGAAAUCCUUGCGUUCAACGACGCCCUCCCUCUGUUCAAGGCGAUCAACACGGUCGUGCUGAGCGCGUCGACCGACUCACACUAUUCCCAUUUGGCAUGGGCCAACAAGCAUCGCAAGGAAGGCGGUCUCGGCCCCGACUUGAAGCUUCCCAUGCUCGCGGACAAGAACUUGAAGAUUGCCCGCGACUACGGUGUCCUCAUUGAGGAGGAUGGCAUCGCCCUCCGUGGCCUCUUCAUCAUCGACCCUAAGGGCGUCUUGAGGCAAAUCACCAUCAAUGAUCUGCCAGUCGGUCGCUCUGUCGAAGAGACGCUCCGCCUCGUCAAGGCCUUCCAGUUCACCGAUGAGCACGGUGAGGUGUGCCCGGCUAACUGGCACGAGGGCAGCGCGACGAUGAAACCUGACCCGAAGGGUUCCUUGGAGUACUUCGAAUCGGCUGCUGCCGCUAAGCCUAACGCUUUGUGAGCAUUCAGGGCAAUAGAACACAUUCAGUGAAUCUUCCGGCUCCUGUGAGGAUAACGACGUGCAACGAAUCGGAAAAUGCCCCGUCUCAACAAUGUAGUUGUCUUGCUUAGAUUUCGUAGAUGAUAGAUGUUGUUCUAGAAGACCGUCCUGCCAAUGUUUCCUCAGCUCAUAAGUAGUAACGGUACUGCUACAGGAGAAUUCAUACAAUUGUUGUGUUUCCUUGGACACGUGUGCGAACCGUAGAAGCUCGGGCUCGUUACCCGUCGUUGUAGCGCAUAGGAAGCUCCUUUUGUGGCCUCCAAACAAACAUCUCACACGGAGCACAUGCAAUCCCAGAU